GGGAUACUUCAACAUGGCGGCGCCCAUGGCCUCCAAUUUUAAGUUCGCAGUGUGUUGAUCGGCAGAUCUGAUCGUCGUUUUUGAUCGGAUGUUUUAACUGGAUCUGAAGAGGUCCGGAGAUAGGAAGUCACCAUGGCCAGGCCAGUAUCGAAGGAGACAUUCAAGCAGAAGUUUCAGAACAUCUUCCGUCGAAGAGAAGGAGCCAUCAAUACUGGCGCAACAACUCAGUCCAAAUCUGAAGAGUUUCUGGUCACCCCUUCCCUUCUGAAGGAGAUUUCCAAAGAGAGUCCAAUCAGCCAGAGAGUGAAAGCAAUCAGAGACCUGUGUGAGUUGGUGACAACCAAGCGACUAGAAGACAAUGGAAUUGAGGCAUUAUGGGUAUCGACCUCUGACCUCUUGGAGCCACACAUACCCACGGAGCACAGACACCUCAUGUUGACUUUCAUCAAGUGUAUCAUUAAUGGUCAGAGUGAAAGGCUCGGGCUGAUGAGGGCGCUGUUCUUCGAGGUCAUCAAGAACCACUCUAUCUUUGAAGAUUUGCCGCAAAGACUGGAUGUUCUGAAGUCACUGAGUGCCAACGGUAAAAACCUCCUUGACUUUGAGGAGGAUAUGGGGCCAUUUCUCCUAGCCUGGAUGCCAGAUGUUAUUAGUUACGGCAUGACUGCAGAGUUUCUUGGCCUACUCAUCAAUUUGUUCAAGUUUAACUCCUGUUACCUGGACGACCACAUUGUCUCAGGAUUAGUCAAGCAUACUUGCACAGUUUGUAGCCGCACUGGUCGGGAGUAUGACAUCGAGCAAUCCUUGAAGGUCCUGGAAGCUGUUGUAUGCUACAGCUGUAUCCCCACUGAGUCUCUCUAUAACCUAGUCACUGCACUGUGUCGCACCGUCGGAGUACCAGAAUUUGCCCAAGCAAGCUGGAAGUUGAUGCGUAAUCUGCUGGGGACCCAUCUUGGCCAUAGUGCAAUCUACACAAUGUGCAGUAUUAUGGAAAGUGGGCAGAACAAAGGCGACAUCAUCCUGCUGAGGGGUGCAGUGUUCUAUGUCGGGAUGGCUCGUUGGGGAUCCAUGAGAGUACAGUCUCUCAAACACAACUUCACUUCAGUGCUGCCAUCAUUCCUAAAGGCUCUUUCUUGUAAGCACCCACUCGUAGCAUACGAAGUGACCCUGUCCUUACAGCGACUCGUUAAGAAGUACGGCAAGGAUAUUCAGCCAGUAACUUGGGACAUUGUGCUGGACAUCAUCGAGGAGCUGUUUAGAAAAAUCAACAUAUAUUCCACGCAUGAGUUGCUGCCCAAUGACCUGCAUGAUCUGGUGACGACAACAGAGAUGCUACACGAGACCAAGGCAUUCAGUGGGUCUGCAACCAGACUCUUUGGCAUUGUAGAGGAGUUUGCUAACAUCAGACCGGAGAGUUCCGUGUUGACCCUUGUGGGGUUCCGAGCCCAGUCCAUCCAUCCGACCAAAGUAGACUGGAUCCAGAAUCUACAACUCCUUAUGGAUCGUUACUUCAGGAAUGAGGAUCGGACGGCAAUUAGGGAGGCGGCUCUCCGGGUCCUGUCAUCGGUCAUCAGCUCAACGAGUCAUCUCUAUGAGGAUGAUCUGAUUGAGAUGGUGGUCUUACCUCAGCUCAGCCACAUCUCAGAGGAUAUUGACCCCAUCGUGAGGUACACAGCAGUCCAGCUGCUCGUGGACGUCGCCCAAGUUUGCCAGACCCAUCGUUGUCUAGACAUACUGGAUAUCAUUCAGAAGGUGUUGAUGAAGCCGAUGCAUACCAUAGCGAGUCUCGGAAACCCAAUGGAAGGAGCAGACCCCGCCCAUCAGAGGGUCAUUCAGAGCGAGGAGGAUCUUGUUGACAUCAAGGCUGCCGUGCAGGGCCUCAUGGAACUGUUCAGGUCAAAAUUGUAUCGACUGCCAUCCAAUCACUGUGUAUUGGCAUUUGAACUGCUAACCAAUCACAUGCAAGCUCAGUAUCAACACAGCUACCAAUCAGAAACGGCCAGGAGGAUCAGGAGUAUGGUGUUUGAGUAUCUUUUACAUCUUCGGUCUGAUUGUGCGUAUCACAUCGGACUACCAGACAAAGAUGGCGUCAUUAAAUACAGCCCGUAUGUUCUCUGUGAUCGCAAAAUGGAGAUGGACAUUACAGGCAAGACGUCCCCGCCCUCUGUUUGUGCGUCCCCGCCCCUGUCGGAGCGUUUCUGCAAGACGACCUCCAUCCCAUUUGCAGAUGCGUUCAAAGUGAUUACCAUCUGUUUGAAAUACGAGACAGAUUGGCGAGUGUUGACCAUGGUGUCUGAGUGUCUUGCUAAAGCCAUGCAGAAUCGUCCUCUUGUACUGGCUUCUAAUGCAAACCUUGAUCGACUCUGUGCAACUCUCUGCUCAAUGGUUGAUGACCGGAGUCACAUCCGUAGGUUGCACCAUACACCCCCAUCUUUCAACCGAGCGGAUUUCUACGCCGGUGUUUAUCGCAUUCUCACAGCGUUGGUCCCGUACCAUAACCAGUUGGACGGCCGGAAACAAGUUGACCUAAUUAAAUGUCUAGAGGCUGGAUUGAAGCUGAAGUGUGCUCAGCAGUGCGUGGAUGGAUUGACACUCUGCGUUAUGGAGAUGCAGGAUACCAUGAUUAAAAUACUGCCCUCUGUCAUUCUGGAAAUGUCUAAGAUGUCUGCCACUCCAACGAUGGCAAUACCGGUAUUGGAGUUCCUCUCAAGUCUAAUCUGGUUCCCCCACCUCUAUACCAGCUUUGUUGAGAAUCAGUACAUGAGUAUAUUUGCUGUAGCUCUGCACUACACAAAUCCAUUCAAGUUUUCGCUGUAUGUGGUUUCCUUAGCGCAUCACGUCAUCGCGAUGUGGUUCAUCAAAUGUCGUCUCCCGUUCCGUCGAGAAUUUGUCAACUGCAUCACAAGGGGUCUGCGAGCAAGUGCUCCAAGGAUGUCAUUGGAUAGUCCUGGGCGUGUCAAGCUAAGGAGAAGUAGCAGUUUAACAGAGAAACCAAGUCUAAUGCCCAAAAAGAAUGAGCAGAAAAAAUCCAGUGAUAAGCAAGGCCAGGAGUCGUCGGCAACGUCUGAGCGAGCGAGAAACGAGAUACUCAGUGAGUUACACUCAAUACUCACUGAGGGAUGUCUGGACAUGAUGGCCAGGUACACGUAUUCUAACUGCACCACAGUGCCAAAGAGAUCUCCCGUGGCAGAGUUUUUACUUUCCGGUGGCCAAUCCGACUCUUGGUUGAUAGGCAACAAGAUUAUCACCAUAACAACGAGUGGUGGGAGUUCAAGGAGACAGAAGAAUGGACUCUGCGAGAAGUGUUCCUCCCUCAUCCAGGUAGAGACUGGGGAGGACGUGAAGCCGAGCACUUUGAGAUCUACCACCUUAAGGACAGGGGAUUCUGGCAAGGCUGUUGAUGAGCCUUCUGUAGAGCUGCCAGUGCCGUCCAAGGGGUUUCUGAAAAGGCAGCGAUCAAAGUCUGGGAAGCAGCCCGACAAGAGGAAUGAUUCUGGGGAGAAGGCUUUAAGUCGAGGGACAACCCCCCCAACGUCGUCCCCCCAUCCAACCGACAAACGCAAAUCAUUUGACUUUAACGCCCCAGCCACUCCUGAGAAAACUUCCUCUGAGACCCGCGGAUUUCAAUCAAGCAGCCCGCCCCCCUCAAAAUCUGGACGGACCAGCGGUGACAGCCACAAAUCCAAGUCAGGUGCCACGAGUCCAGGGAGUGCUGGUGGUCGAGCUGGGUCUCCUGUGAGCGCUGAGCCACGCCUACCGGCAGAGACGAAUAAAGAGUUUGUGGAGCGAGUGCAGGCUUCGCUGCAUGAAAGAGUGGAGGCGUCAACACGCAAGCUGUCAUCAGUCAACAUAUAUCAAUGCAACUGCUGGUGUCAAGGAUGGGCUGAGGCACAUGAGGCAUCCCACAGUCAUUCUUCUGUGGACAGUGAGAGCAUACUAAUUGAAAAUUAG
Molecule: messenger RNA, 3948 nt
Organism: Asterias rubens (European starfish)
Lineage: Eukaryota; Metazoa; Echinodermata; Asteroidea; Forcipulatida; Asteriidae
Product: tuberin-like
Exons: 28
Coding region: 133-3948 (1271 amino acids)
Biological process (GO): negative regulation of TOR signaling; regulation of cell cycle; positive regulation of GTPase activity
Cellular component (GO): nucleus; cytoplasm; TSC1-TSC2 complex
Molecular function (GO): GTPase activator activity
Source: RefSeq, a predicted model, not a curated record